AUGAACAGGGGCUUUCCUUGUGGUACUCCAUUAAUGAGAACAAACAUGGAGAAACAGCAGCAAAUAAAAUUAUUUCCAAUGGGCAUGAGGUACGACGGAAUACUCACUGCUUAUCGGAGCAAAAUUCAAGAUGAACGACAAGUUUGUCGGUUCAAAUUAGACGGAGGUUUGGUUUCGGAUCAAACAGUGGUUUUGCCGUUUAAAAUGGAACUGCGGUUUUGUCGUCCCAAAUUGAGCGGUGACUUUGCGGCCUUAAAUGAACGACGAUUGUCGCUUCAAAUUGAAUGGAAAUGUGGACAACUCAAAUUCAAAAAUGGUUCUGUUUUUCAAACUAAACGAUUGGACAGUGGUUCUGUCGUUCAAACUGUGCGGUGGUUUUGUGAUGGUUUUGCGGAUUUAAAUGAAACGGUUGCCGCUUCAUUUUCAAUCGAGUUGCGGCUCAUUCAAAUUGAACAUUGGUUCUGUCGUUCAAUCUGA
Messenger RNA from Gongylonema pulchrum, 477 nucleotides. The record is from the annotation of a GenBank genome assembly. NCBI's taxonomy places the organism in Eukaryota, Metazoa, Nematoda, Chromadorea, Rhabditida, Gongylonematidae.